Capra hircus (goat) is the source of this 637-nucleotide messenger RNA. RefSeq names its product chordin-like protein 1. Lineage: Eukaryota; Metazoa; Chordata; Mammalia; Artiodactyla; Bovidae. Gene Ontology annotation, molecular function: protein binding. The record is from RefSeq and is a predicted model, not a curated record.
AGGCAUUCUUAUCACCGCUCACACUAUGAUCCUCCACCGAGCCGACAGGCUGGAGGUCUGCCCCGCUUUCCCGGGGCCAGAAGUCACCGGGGAGCACUCAUGGAUUCGCAGCAAGCCUCAGGGACCAUCGUGCAGAUCGUCAUCAAUAACAAACACAAGCAUGGACAAGUGUGUGUUUCCAAUGGAAAGACCUAUUCCCAUGGCGAGUCCUGGCACCCAAACCUCCGGGCAUUUGGCAUUGUGGAGUGUGUGCUGUGCACUUGUAAUGUCACCAAGCAAGAGUGCAAGAAAAUCCACUGCCCCAAUCGAUACCCCUGCAAGUAUCCUCAAAAAAUAGACGGAAAGUGCUGCAAGGUGUGUCCAGGUAAAAAGGCAAAAGAAGAACUUCCAGGCCAAAGCUUUGACAGCAAAGGCUACUUUUGUGGAGAAGAAACAAUGCCUGUAUAUGAGUCUGUAUUCAUGGAGGAUGGGGAGACCACCAGAAAAAUAGCACUGGAGACAGAGAGACCGCCUCAGGUAGAGGUCCAUGUUUGGACCAUUCGAAAAGGCAUCCUCCAGCACUUCCAUAUUGAGAAGAUCUCUAAAAGGAUGUUUGAGGAACUCCAUCACUUCAAGCUGGUGACCAGGACAACGCUGA